UUAUUUUUGCACCGUCUUGCUAGCUACUAGAGUAGAGUAGCUGCAGUCGUAGCCAGUCAGUUAUGUGGAACCUAUUGUGCAUUCCGGUGCGGUAGGAUCAUUUGGCCCCUUCCACUAAUUUGGCUCUGCGGGUUCUGGUGUCCGGCUCAUGGAUUCUUUGGUGCCAGGAUAGGACCAAGUCGCCCGAGAACUCUCUGCUCCAAGACUUGCCAUGUUAGGAAUGGUACUAUCUGCUGUUGCUUGAUCCUGAGUUGACCAGUAGCUAGCUAACAGGUAGCUCCUACCGGUACUAUUUCAGCUAGCUACCAGUACCUAGUAGCUAGCUACAGAUGAUGCUCAAGUGUCAGAGAUCUAUUAGGGUGGUCCGGGGACCGUGUUCUUUGGUUUCUGACUUUGAAGGAUCCCGAACUCUCGCAAUCGUGUGCUGGGCAUGGGGUGCGCUGUGGUGCGUGCUGCGUGGUGCACCUCGGGAGAGAUUUAUGGCCUCAAAAUGAUUCUCUUCUCGAAAUUUCCUUCCAAAACUGAACAACCAAAAGGGAGAUGGGAAAAUCAAAUGGGGGCAUUGCAAAUUUAGAUACCCCAGCUUGCUGAAUUAUUUUCCCGGAACCCAAUCUCCAAAACUCAGUUCCCGUCCAACUCAACUCCGAGGAGUCCUGUCGAGUCAUCACUUUCUCGCCGCCACAAAAAUUGCACCAAACGUUGCGUUUGCCUCAUUUCUAUCGCUACCGUUUCAUUUGCUUUCUAUCUUUCUUGAAACAAGUUCUUGUGUGAAUGCCCUGCGCUUACAGCAUUCCCCGCGUCCCUGCCUUGGUUUUCAUUGUUCCCAACCCCUUGGCAUUCCCAUCUGUCAAGGAAUCUGUUUCCUGACGAACCUAACAGGAAUACAUCUCUUCCAUUGAAACAACACAACCAUGUCGGACACUGAAUCUAGCCACGGUAUCCCCGAGGAAGUGGCAGCUACCACCCACCUUACCACUCACCAACCCAACCAACCCCCUGACUGCAACGAUGCUUGCCCACCAUCCCCUCCAGGAGUGUUUUCGGAUGAUGAACACUCGGGUGAACUAAGCAUCGACCGUGAUUAUACCGGUGUCUUUGAAGGCCCCGAGAAAACUUUGGAAGUCUGCUUUCGUAAGGUUGGUCAAGAAGAGAACAUUAGUACAGUAGGAGAGGUUUCUCUUGAUCAAGUCGCUGCGGAAGCUGGAGACACUGGAACCAGGAAAAUGGGACUUCGACAGCUCGGUCGAACAGAUUUGGAUCGCAUCUGUGCCCGUGCUCGCUGCACAAUCUUGUCGUCCGUUUCGAACCAGUACUUGGAUGCCUACGUCUUAUCGGAGUCUUCCCUCUUCAUCUACCCCUACUUGUUGGUGCUCAAGACUUGCGGAACUACUACCUUGCUCCGUUGCAUUGGUACCCUCAUUGAGCUAGGACGCAAGCUUGGUUUGGAGAUUGAUUGGGUUGGGUACAGUCGAAAGAACUUCAACUUCCCAGGAGAUCAGGCUUUUCCUCAUCAAUCCUUCCACCAAGAAUUGGACUACCUUUACAGCCACAAGAGCCUCUGCGAACGCCUAGAUGGCGACGGAUACACGUUGGGACCUGUCACAGAUGAUCAUUGGUUUGUCUUUGUAGCCGAUCAGACAAUUCGCGCAGGAGGCGAGAUGGACACUGACCGUGUCUUGAACAUUAUGAUGUUUGACAUUGAUGUGAAUGUCGCGAAGCUCUUCUACUAUGAUGCUUACGAUGCCAAAUCUGGAGAGAGCAAGGACGAUGAGACUAAACGCAUUAGCAAGGAGCAAACCAGUGCCAGUGGUAUUGACAAGCUGUGCCCUGGUUCGCUCAUUGAUGCUCGCGCCUUUGAACCCUGUGGAUAUUCCAUGAACGCCAUCUUGUUCCGUUCGUACUCUACCAUGCACAUCACCCCUGAAUCAGGAUCUUCUUACGCUUCCUUUGAGACCAAUCAGAAGUUGACUUCUUACAAGUCCUUGAUCAGCAACGUGGUACGCACUUUCCGCCCCAAGAGGUUUGUAAUGACACUGAUGGCGGAUGAAGGAGGUAUGAAGCAGAUGAAAGAAAACCCCAUGGAUGACGCCAAGAUUGCUGUUCCCAAGGGAGUUGCUGCCAACGGCGCCAAGACGGACGCCGUCUUUUACAAGCGUAGCAGCCUAGCGUCCAUCCAAGUGGAGGAUGAUUGCUGCUGUUUGAUGGCGAACUGGGUGAUGGAUCAUCGUAGGGCCGCCAAAAACGCAGGAGCAGCGCCCCAACACAACCGCCUCCCUUCGGAGACCCAAAUUAUUACAACUCGCGGCAGGGGCAUGUCUGUAUCUUAGAGCUUGGUGUACUGCACUCAUGGUUGUGGAUGGUUGGAGGACCCUCAGAGUGGUUUUAAACUAGUAGUCAACUGCACUUUAUUUCUUUUGCUUUUCUGGAUC
Molecule: messenger RNA, 2429 nt
Organism: Seminavis robusta
Lineage: Eukaryota; Bacillariophyta; Bacillariophyceae; Naviculales; Naviculaceae
Source: the annotation of a GenBank genome assembly